Messenger RNA from Strongyloides ratti, 300 nucleotides. RefSeq lists its product as hypothetical. Bases 1 to 300 code for a protein of 99 amino acids. The record is from RefSeq and is a predicted model, not a curated record. NCBI's taxonomy places the organism in Eukaryota, Metazoa, Nematoda, Chromadorea, Rhabditida, Strongyloididae. The transcript has 2 exons.
AUGAAAUAUUUAUUUUCUGUGGUAAUUGCUAUGCUAUUAAUAUCUUUUAAUUUCCAUACACUUUCUGGAUUAAAAGCUUCAUGUGCCAGCAACAAAUUAGAAAGAAAAGGAAGAUGUCGGAUAGCUCUUAGAGAAAAUGAAAAUAUUAGAAAUACUGUCAUUUGGCCAAACUUGAAUGAAAGGGAUAAAAGUGCCAUUGAAAGUAUUUUAGCCAGAGGUAAUGGUAAUCAUGCUAAAGAAAUUUCUGACUACCUUACAAAUAUGGUAAAUCCUGAUGAUAUUCGUAGAUCACUCAGAUAA